Molecule: messenger RNA, 1968 nt
Organism: Dunckerocampus dactyliophorus (ringed pipefish)
Lineage: Eukaryota; Metazoa; Chordata; Actinopteri; Syngnathiformes; Syngnathidae
Gene: ldha
Product: lactate dehydrogenase A4
Exons: 8
Coding region: 123-1121 (332 amino acids)
Biological process (GO): carboxylic acid metabolic process
Cellular component (GO): cytoplasm
Molecular function (GO): L-lactate dehydrogenase (NAD+) activity
Source: RefSeq, a predicted model, not a curated record
AGCAGGAGGGGGGCUGUGUUUAAAUAGCAGGCUUCACCUCCCAGCCGCACCACCACUCUGCGGGAGAACUGCAGCAUCAACUCAACGAGAAGCAUUCCAGCCUUUUAACUCAAGCCUAAACGAUGGCCACCAAAGAGAAACUGAUCAGCCACGUGCUGAAGGAACAGCCUGUGGGCAGCAGGAACAAGGUGACGGUGGUGGGUGUCGGCAUGGUGGGCAUGGCCACUGCCAUGAGCGUGCUGCUCAAGGAUUUGUGUGACGAGCUGGCACUGGUGGACGUGAUGGAGGACAAGCUGAAGGGUGAAGCUAUGGACUUGCAACAUGGAUCCUUCUUCCUUAAGACACACAAGAUUGUGGCAGACAAAGACUACAGCGUGACAGCCAACUCCAGGGUGGUGGUGGUGACCGCUGGCGCCCGUCAGCAGGAGGGAGAGAGCCGUCUUAAUCUGGUGCAGCGCAAUGUCAACAUCUUUAAAUUUAUCAUCCCCAACAUUGUCAAGUACAGCCCCAACUGCAUCCUGAUGGUCGUCUCCAACCCAGUGGACAUCUUGACCUACGUUGCUUGGAAGCUGAGCGGAUUUCCGCGCCACCGCGUUGUUGGCUCAGGCACCAACCUUGACACGGCCCGUUUCCGCCACCUCAUGGGAGAGAAGCUCCACCUCCAUCCUUCAAGCUGCCACGGAUGGAUCAUCGGAGAGCACGGAGACUCCAGUGUGCCCGUGUGGAGCGGCGUGAACGUGGCAGGCGUUAGUCUACAAGGCCUCAACCCUCACAUGGGGGCUGAUGGAGACGGUGAUGACUGGAAGGGGGUGCAUAAGCAGGUGGUUGAUGGGGCCUAUGAGGUGAUCAGGCUGAAGGGUUAUACUUCAUGGGCCAUUGGGAUGUCGGUGGCUGACCUGGUGGCAAGCAUCACCAAGAACAUGCACAAAGUGCACCCUGUAUCCACACUUGUCCAGGGCAUGUAUGGCGUGAAGGAUGAGGUCUUCCUGAGCAUCCCUUGCGUCCUGGGCAACACUGGCCUAACAGAUGUCAUCAACAUGACCCUGAAGCCAGAGGAGGAGAAGCAGCUGGUGAAGAGCGCCGAGACGUUGUGGGCUGUUCAGAAGGAGCUCACUCUGUGAAGAGGAGAGCCUCGUUACUCGACUCCAGCCUGAAACCGCAUUAUACAAGACACUGUGCAUUAUUGAACCUACCUUCUGUGUCCCCUGUAGCUAAAAGCAGAUUUCAGUAGACUUGUGACAUUCUGAAAAGGCCAAGUGUUAUUAGUUAAAUCGUUGGAAGUUAAUUUCAGCUAUUUUAUUUUUGCUGUCUGCUCCCAAACCUGAUUCCUCCAUUUGUGGCGGCUUUUAACACUCUGCUGAGCCUUGAUGGUCAAACUGUGUUGGAGAUAUCUAAACUACUAAGUACCCUUUGGUACUGUGCACUGUUAUUCUUCUUUCAUACACUCCUCAUGUGCUUUGUGCGUUACGUCUAUUAUUACUGUGUCCAGUUGUGGGUGUUGUCCACUUGGUCAUCUUAUUGUUUUUUCUUUGCGAGUCUGAGGGAGACAUUCCAUUCUCUUUGGCAGAGACUUCCUGUCCAACUGUAAUAACCUUCCCUUAGUUAUUAUAAGGCCUUUUUAAACACACAUGAUCACAAGUGCACUGAUAGACAAAGGCAAAGGUUUAUGGGUAUGACAGGAGUCGACCAAGAUUACGUUUCAGAUUAUUAAAGACAUUUUGGAGGAGCUGCAAUAGCAAACGUAAGAGAAAUGACAUAUCUUGGAUGUUGCAAUGCCCUGAAAGAGAAUUGUUUUACAUACCACAUAACUCUAAAGGACAGUGAAAUGUAAUGGCGUUAUUUUCUCUAAAGCCGUUAGAACUAUAUUUAUUUUCUCAGUAUUUAUCAGUAAGCUGACUGACUGAAUCACUGUACCUGGACAUAUUUUUAUGUACUGUAGCAUCAAAUAAAGCCAGGAUACUUAAAAGA